GCUGGACUCUCCUCCCGUCGCCAUGGCUGCGCCACGCCCUGCUGAGGAAGAGGACGCUCACGUGACCGCCGACACUCUCUUUUUUCUUCAGUCCAGAGCUAAUCUGCUAGCGAGCAGUGAGAGGAUCGGAGCGUCUUGUGGCAGCCAGAGUGCGGGGGACAGAUAAGGCAGCUCGCCAGCCCGCCAGCCUCACUUCUUUCUCUCCAACGACUCCAGGGAGGCUUUAAAAACAACAACAACAAAAACAUACUGAGACUCCAGUGCAAAAAAAGGAAUCCCGGGCAGAAGCAGCAUCAGGACUUCAAAAGUGACACCUUUUUUUUUUUUUUUUCCCCACCCUUUUUUUUUUUUUUAACUUGAUUUUUCUUUAUUUUUUUUUACGCUUCCCCGGGGGGACUGACUCCCAUCCGUAGCCAAGGAAGGGCGACGCUGACGUUAAGGACCGAAUACCACCGCCGUUUCAACAUGUUCGAAAUAAGCCGAACGCUCAACGCCGCCUUGUUGAGCAACGAGCAUCUCAAGAUGAUGGCGAGGUACGGGCAGCUCUCGGGACUAGCAGCCAGUGGCGUGGGCUCCGUCCCCGAGUCGCACUCGCCGCUAUUUCCCAGGGAUCUCCCGUCAUCGCCCGCCCAGACGGGCUACAGGUCAUCCCUGGGGUCGACAGAGACACAGUGGCGUCAGGCAGAGCUCCCACAGCUGCAGGGCUGGGCGGAGAAAGGACUGCUGACUCAGCCAAAGAUGAUCAUCAGUAACAUGGAGGCCCCGGUGACAAACGGCCCCAGCGGAGGAGGGACCACGGCCAACGGUCCCACCAGCAACAGCCGCGGCUGCCCCUCGCCCAUGCAGACGGGGCCCUCCAACGACGACAGCAAGACCAACCUCAUUGUCAACUACCUGCCCCAGAACAUGACCCAGGAGGAGUUCCGCAGCCUGUUCGGAAGCAUCGGCGAGAUCGAGUCCUGCAAACUGGUGCGCGACAAGAUCACAGGUCAGAGUCUGGGCUACGGCUUUGUCAACUACAUCGAUCCAAAGGAUGCAGAGAAAGCCAUCAACACGUUGAAUGGACUCCGACUUCAAACCAAAACUAUCAAGGUCUCGUACGCGCGCCCCAGCUCGGCCUCCAUCCGUGACGCCAACCUGUACGUGAGCGGCCUGCCUAAGACCAUGACCCAGAAGGAGCUGGAGCAGCUCUUCUCGCAGUACGGACGCAUCAUCACCUCCCGCAUCCUGGUGGACCAGGUCACAGGCGGCUCCCGAGGUGUGGGUUUCAUCCGCUUUGAUAAGAGGAUAGAAGCUGAGGAGGCCAUCAAGGGUCUGAACGGACAGAAGCCAUCAGGUGCAGCUGAGCCCAUCACGGUCAAGUUUGCCAACAAUCCCAGCCAGAAGACCAGCCAGGCCCUCCUGUCGCAACUCUACCAGUCCCCCAACCGCCGAUACCCGGGCCCCCUGCACCACCAGGCUCAGAGGUUCAGGCUGGACAAUUUGCUUAAUAUGGCCUAUGGCGUGAAGAGGUUCUCUCCCAUCACCAUCGACAGCAUGACCAGCCUGGUGGGCAUGAACAUCCCGGGCCACACGGGCACCGGCUGGUGCAUCUUCGUCUACAACCUGUCCCCGGACUCGGACGAGAGCGUGCUGUGGCAGCUCUUCGGCCCCUUCGGCGCCGUCAACAACGUCAAGGUGAUCCGCGACUUCAACACCAACAAGUGCAAAGGCUUCGGCUUCGUCACCAUGACCAACUACGACGAGGCCGCCAUGGCCAUCGCCAGCCUCAACGGCUACCGGCUGGGCGACCGCGUCCUGCAAGUCUCCUUCAAGACCAACAAGACGCACAAGUCCUGAACUCCAGGCGGGAGCAGCGUUCGGUCCCAAAUGGCCCGACCCCCCCCAUCCCCCCCCACCUCCCUGGCUCCCUUAACCCCCCCCCCCACCCCCCUCAGCCCACCCAGCCCCGUCCAGUCAGCAGCACCGCGACCAACCUCCGGGUUGAACUCCAAAUGGCUUAUAUCGUAACUUUGGACCUAUAAGCCAACGUUGCCUAAGUAUUACAAACAAAUGUAUAUGUUGAUUUAUUGGGGGGAACUUCCUUUGUCCUGGAUUCCUUCUGUUGGUUGGUUGAUCAAAUGAUUUUUUUCUGGUGAAACGGUAGCAAACCCACCCUUACCGCCCCUCUUUUGAGUGAAGGGAAUGUCCUCUUUAGACCAGGAGUUUUUUCUCGUCUGUAUCCGGAUCCACUGUCCUUAGAACCCAGGACCGGCCCCUGCCAAACCCCCCACCCCCCCACCUCAGUAAAGGGGCGGGGACUCUUUUUUAAAAAGAGAACGCUGAACCUUCCAUUCAUUUGUAGCUGUAUUUAGAACCACAAGAAAACAAACAAACGUCCCCCGUUUGUCGAUUGAAGUUGUGGGAUUUCCCGUCUGAAACACGAUUUCUAGCGUUGUUUUUGUUUUGUAUCGCAAACAAAACAUGACGUCGUUCCUCACAGGGGGGGCGGGGUGCGGGGUGGGGGGGUUUAGCUUUUCCUGAUGAGUAAUUUAGCAAAAAAAAAAAAUAAUUUUUAAAAAACCCAUUGUUGCCAAAGAGAGGGAUCUCUUUGGUGUGUGUGUGUUGGGGGGGGGGGGGCUAUGGGACUGGGAGGGCGUGCUUGGGGGUGAAAAGAUUUAAAAAAACAAAUAGAAAGAGGAAUCUAUUUUUAUAAGCGAUGAUUAAAAAAAAGAAUAAUUAUCGAGAACAAUUUUUACGAGAAUCUGGAUUUGAAAAAAGAGAAAAAUAUUUUGACUGGCUAACUGGGAUGGGGCGGGGCUUACGGGGAGGGGGAGGGGGGAGGGGGGGGUCACCACCUUGUCUUGUCGUUCUGCCAUUUCUAGGCUCGGAGAAAAAAAAUUAAAAUUAUAAUCGCUUUUUUUCCCGGGGGGGCGGGGAGGGAGGGUCGGCGACAGCCGUUUUGUAGACCUUAAAAAAAAUAAAAAUAAAAAAGGUUUUUUGCGAAGAAAAAAAACAACAACAACAAAAAAAGAACGGAAGCCCAGGCGAGGGAUUUUUAUUUUUGGUCAUUUUUAUCACACGGUUGCGUAAUUAUUCCACACCCGCUAGGGAGGGGGAGGCUAACCGUCGUUAGCGUCCGGUUUCUUCGGGGGGAGGGGGGCGAACGCAUCACACAUGCGUGUAACCAUUUAGACGCCAUCCCUUUUUGUUUUUGUUGUUUUUGUUUUGUUUUCUUGGGUUCCUCUUUGCUCGGCGUUUCUGUGUGCUGACUUCCUCUUUUAGCGGCGGACCGAAACAUCCCACUUGUCCCGUGUGCUGGUUCCAAGAACUCAUUCAUUUAGGCCCGGGGGAGAACAUUUUCAACAAAAAAACGCAAAUUGCGGUUUUUGCGGGUGUUUCGGAAAAAAUGACCGGAAAAAAAAAUCAAAAAUCGGAAAAAAAUGUGUUUGGCUUCGUUUGUCCGGCUUGCUGGCUUUUUAAGUUCCUCGCUGAGCGUGACGCCUUUGUCCGAACUUUCCUGACGAUUAGCGCUAGUUCCUUUAGUCUAGAAAGGUUUGUUUCCUGGAGAAAAAAGGGGGGGCUCGUAUGACUCCUCCGCCUUUAUUUGCUCUGUACAAAUAGAUGAUCUAUCUAUAUAUAUAUAUAUAUAUACAUCUAUAUAUACAUAGUCUACAUUUGUUUUACGAUAUCUAGCGUACUUAUCUGAGUUGUCGCUGUUCUUUAGUUGGAGCUUGUCUUUUUCGACUUAUUAUCAAGUGGUGGUUCAGUUUUUUCGAGAGAAGAAGAAAAAAAAAAGACUUGCGAGGAAACUGUUCAAUUGUCGUCAUGUUGCUUGUGGAGAAAACAAAAAAAACGAGAAAAAAAACACACACACAAAAACACACAAAAAAACGAAGUUUGGAUGAACUUUUCGUUACGGCGACAAAAGAAACCGAACAAAAAACUUUGAGUAUAAAAGCGUAUAUUUGAAUUCCUCUAAUUUAUUCUUUUGUCUAUUUAUUUCUAUUUAUGAGCUAUUUAUUAUGAAGGGGGAGGGGGGGGGGGUUGAUUUGUCCGUGUAUUUCUGUCUUGAUUUGUUUCAUUGUCUGUGUAUUGCCGUGACUCUGGUGACCAGGAGGGGGCGCUUGGGAGCAAAAAAAAAGGGAACAAAGCAGAACGGAGAGGACUUUUUUUUGUGUGUGCUUUGUACCAAUAUAUUCCAAAUGAUCAUAUAUUCCAAAAAAGUCAGGAAAACUGGAAAAAAAAACUUAAAAAAUGAAAUAAAAUGUUGAAAAAGUGUGUGGAGGGUCCGGGCGGGGCGGGAGGGGGCGCUCUUCCCGAAUUACUAGAAACAGUUACUCGCUAUGCAUAACCUAGUUAUUAAUAGUUCUAUUUGCUAUUGCUUUCUUCUUGUCUUGUUCCAAAUGAAAUGCUUUUUUCCAAUGACGUUUAGUCUUACUAGAAUGUUCUAAACAGUGGUUCCGGUUCAAUAUAACCCGUGAUAAGUUAGUGGAGUUCUCUGAAGCCACUCCCUCCGCUUCCUACCGCUUUCUCAUCCAAACUUUAUGCAAAAAUCUGCGUCUUUAACUCCUUUUUUCCUCAUUUCUCUAUCCGGGGCCUUUUUCUGUAAGACUGAGGCUCGUUCCAAAAUAGAAAAAAAAAAAACGAAAAAAAAAACUGUUAUUUAUGACGGUUGUACUCUGGAGGCUUGAAAAGGGGCGUUGGACCGAUUCUAUAUUUUAUAUACUCUAAUAUGAUAUAUAUGAUAUAUUUUCAAAGGUAAAAGGUUGGCUUCCAGAGAUAGAAAUAUAGACCAUUGGGAUUUUGUUCAGAAGGAGGUUUGUGUGUGUGUGUGUGUGUGUGUGUGUGUGUGUGUGUGUGUGUGUGUGUGUGUGUGUGUGUGUGUAUGUGUGUGUGUAUGUGCGUGUGUGUGUGUGUGUGUUGG
Messenger RNA from Nerophis ophidion (straightnose pipefish), 4906 nucleotides. It is a transcript of the gene elavl4, whose product is annotated as ELAV like neuron-specific RNA binding protein 4. The record is from RefSeq and is a predicted model, not a curated record. Bases 466 to 1839 code for a protein of 457 amino acids. Gene Ontology annotation, cellular component: ribonucleoprotein complex. Gene Ontology annotation, molecular function: RNA binding. Lineage: Eukaryota; Metazoa; Chordata; Actinopteri; Syngnathiformes; Syngnathidae. The transcript is spliced from 10 exons.